AUGUCAGUUCUUUUCAACAAGACAGAACCUCCAUUUGGUCCAAUCAUCAAUGGCACUCAAAUCGUUUUCUUUGAAUACCUCCCAAACGAACCAGCUGCUUGGAUAUUCGUCGUCUUGUUCUUCCUCGCUGCUGUCGUCCAUCUUGGUCUUUUAAUAUGGCUGAGGGCAUGGCACUUUUUGCCCCUCACUCUUGGGGCUGUCGGUGAGGGUUUUGGCUACUAUGGGCGUGUUCAGGCACACAAAACACCCAACGUUGCAGGCCCGUUUAUUAUGCAAAACAUCUUGAUCUUGGGAUGCGCACCACUGAUCGCCGCCACUGUCUAUAUGACUCUUGGAAGAUACAUCCGAGUUUUCCAGCUGAGAGAUCGUAUUGUUAUCCCACCACGACUGAUGACGUUCGUCUUUGUCACUGUGGAUUUGGGUUGCUUCGUAACUCAGGUCUUUGGCUCGGCCGCGCCAGCUUCAGGCGAUCCUCAAGGCAUUGCACUUGGGAAAACGUUGAUCAUAUCAGGCUUGAUUACACAGCUUGCAGCUUUGUGUCUCUUCCUGAUAAUGACUCUGGUUUCCGACAGACUAGCGAAGAACAGCAGAUCACAAGACUAUAAGGCCAGCCCGAUAGCCGACUCUGCUCCGAGAUAUUUUCAGGUUACAUACUGGGUCGCUGGAGCGAUGUUGCUCCGCAGUCUUGUUAGAGGCAUCGAGUAUGUUCAGGGAGAUGGGGGGUUCAUUAUCUCGCACGAAGCUUUUGUUUAUGUUCUGGACGGCGUGCCGAUGGUAUUCGUCGCAGCCGUGUACGUUUUCGUUCACCCUGGAAUGCUUCUUCGGGAUGCAGUUCGAGUGGGAGGAACAGAAGAGCACCAAGAACUCGCGAGUUAUCGCCGAAUGUCUGCUUGA
Colletotrichum gloeosporioides is the source of this 894-nucleotide messenger RNA. RefSeq names its product Protoporphyrin uptake protein 1. The record is from RefSeq and is a predicted model, not a curated record. The transcript is spliced from 2 exons. NCBI's taxonomy places the organism in Eukaryota, Fungi, Ascomycota, Sordariomycetes, Glomerellales, Glomerellaceae. Gene Ontology annotation, cellular component: membrane. The coding region runs from base 1 to 894 and encodes 297 amino acids.